CAUUAUAUUUUUUACCAUACUGAAACAAAAACUUAAAUUAAACAAUCUAAUUGAAACUAGAGAGAGAGAGAGAGAGAAAAAGAAGGCAAAACCAGCUCUGGUAUUCCCUGCUUCGCGAUUCCAAUUAGUAGAUCAACUCGCUGAAGAGAACCAUCAAGGGAUUCUAUGGUUGAUAAAGGGCUUGGUACUUUCUUUGAUGACUUCAUGGAUCUGAAUGGUGGAUUGGUGGAUUUAAAGCUGCUUUGCUAAGGAAAUCUCAUAUUGAACAUACUGAGGAGGAUCUAACUGAUGAUGAUGUUGAUUUGGAUGAAUUUGAAAUUAAUGAUGUUGAUCUUCCUGAUGAUUCAUCCAUGCCUAUUUUCAGAGUCUCUAAGCAUGAGCGUAAGAAGCUUUGGAAACUUUGGGUCCAAUCUUUAAUUAUUAAGGUUUUAGGGAAGUCCCUACCUUAUAAUUUUUCGGUCCAAAGAUUGCACUCACGGUGGAGAAUUUAGGGUGAUAUGAAGGUUAUAGACUUGGGAAAUGGGUAUUAUUUGGUAAAAUUACCUUCAUGGGAGGAUAGUGCUUGAGUUCUAUCUGAAGCUCCAUGGGUCAUUGCAGGUCAUUAUAUGUCUGUGCAAAGUUGGAAGCCAAAAUUCGAUCCCCUUGCAGAUAAGAUCUGUCAUAUGGCAUUGUGGGUUCGUUUGCCUUAUCAUCCUUUUAAGUACUAUAACUCUUCUAUGCUUGCUUGUCUAGGAAAUCUCCUGGAAAAAACUCUCAAGAUAGAUAGGACUACUAAAAUGGCUAAUAGAGGAAGGUUUGCUUGUAUUUGUGUUGAAGUGGAUGCCUCCAAGGGUCUAAUCCCUAAGCUUAUUGUUGGAGGUCGAAUUCAGCAUGUAGAAUAUAAAGUUGUUGGAACCAUCUGCUUUCAUUGUGGUUGUAUUGGUCGUAGAGAUACAUAUUGUGAUAAAAUGGAUAAGAACGUUGAAGAUAUGAAUGGCAAUAAUAACCAAAGGAAUGAUUGUAUUCCUACUGAGACCACUAAUGUUGAGGAGGCUCACCAGUAUAAGGGUAAGUAUGGCCUUUGGCUUAUGGUUCAACAUCGAAAGACUUUUACUAAAGAGAAUCCUAAAAAGAGCUCUCCUGCCUCCCAUUUUGUGAAGGGAAAUGCUUUCAAAGUUCUGGAUUCUAUCGGAAACAUGGAUGAAGAGCAAGAUAUGAUCUCCCAAGUUUCACCUCGAAGUGAGGAAGCUUUGGAGAAGAUGGAUGUUGGUAUGAUUGCUAAACAAGAUAAUAUUGCAUCCUCAAGCAAGUCUGGUUCCUUAAUGGCCUUAGCCAAUGUUUCUAAUCUUCAAGUCCAAAGAAUUCCUUUGUAUGUUGCCAUUGUUGGAAAGGGUAAGUCUCAAGGUUAUAAGGGGGCGUAGUUAAGGGUUGAGCUUCAGUAAGAGCACUCUAAAUUUUAAAAGGAAGAGGGACAGGAAGCAAAUUGAGUUGCGUAAAGCUGGGAUGAUUCAAGAAUCCUUUAAGGAGAACUUUAUUGAUGGCUUCAAGGAGAACAUGGAAUCAAUUGCUCUAAUCCUCAAAAACAAAGUUGAAGGUCGUUUACGUUCCAAGAAGAAAAUAAACUUUGGAAUGAAUAUCAAUCCAAAGUCGCCAGAUUUAAAAUCAGAUUCUUGGCAAGAGAACCAUCAAUUAGUAGAUUCAGCUUCUGCUAUGCAAGCGGCUUAUGAUGUUGCUAUCCUUGAUGCUAGUACCUAAUAGGUACUGUUUGAUGUUUCUCUCCUUUUAUUUGCUUAUGAAUAUUAUUUUGUGGAAUUUGAGAGGUGCUGAUAGUUCUUCAUUAGAACUAUUAGAAAUUACAUAUCGCAGUAUGAUGUCCAAAACUUAGUUCUUAUGGAAACUCAAAUUAGUGGGUUACAGGCUGAUACAUAUAUUGCUCUUAUUGGUUGGAAUAAAGUAGUGAAGGUAGAUCCCAUUGGAUUUUCUGGAGGCAUUUGGCUGUUAUGGAAAGAUGAGCUUCUUGAUAUUGAUCUAAUUUCUCUUUCUAAUCAAAUGGUUAAUGUUAUUAUCAAUCAUACUCAUAAAGGUAAAUGGUUGUUCACUACUUUUUAUGCCAGUCCUAUUUUUAAUGUUCGAAAUAAGCUUUGGAGUGCUAUAAAGGAAAUUAGCAAAAUAAACAGAUUUUCAUGGCUUCUUGUUGGUGACUUUAAUGAGAUCUCUAGUCCGUUAGAAAAGAAAGGGGUAUGGAAGUUAACAUCUCUUCCACUUUGGGCCUUCAUAGCUUGAUCCAGGACUGUUGUUUAAUUGAUCUUGGGGCAAUUGGUCAUAAAUUCAAUUGGUAUAAUGGUAAAGUUGGCAAUGUUUGUAUUAAGGAAAUGUUAGAUAAGGCUUUCUAUAGUAUAGACUGGAAAGAGACCUUUUCUAAUACUAGUGUUCACAAUCUGCUCCAUUCCAAGUUGGAUCAUCAUCCUAUUUUAAUAAAGAUAGAGCUUAGCUCUAAUGUUAAUUCCCAUCUCAAACGUUUUCGGUUUGAGAUGGCUUGGAUGCUUCCAUCCUCAAUUUAGAAAUUUUGGUGUCUGCUGGUUUCUAGAAUGCUAAUGGUUUAUUUCUUCAGAAGAUAAAUUCUUCUAAGCAAAAUCUUAAAAGAUGGAACAGAGAAGUCUUUGGCAAUAUUUUCUAUAAAAAGAAAAGACUGCUAGCUAGACUAGGUGGUAUUCAAAGAAUAUUAUGCUCUGAGGAUAAUCCCUAUCUUAUAAAUCUUGAGCAGCAUCUCAUCUUUGAGCUUAAUGUAGUUUUGGAGCAGGAAGAAUUCUUAUGGAAGCAAAAGUCACGGUGUCAGUGGCUAUAGAGUGGGGAUAGGAAUACUAAAUAUUUCCAUCUCACUACUCUAAUUCGACAAAGAAGAAAUAAAGUUGAUAUGCUAAAAAACAAUGAACCGGAUAUGGAUUUAUGAAAAAGAGGCCCUUAAGGAUAUGGCUGUUUCCUUCUUUGAAAACUUUUAUUCUUGUGAGAGUGCUAGUUCUCGAGGUAUUUCCCUUCCUAAUCUAUUUCCUAGAAUUGAAGAUGCUAA
Ziziphus jujuba (common jujube) is the source of this 3046-nucleotide messenger RNA. RefSeq lists its product as uncharacterized. The coding region runs from base 606 to 1400 and encodes 264 amino acids. The record is from RefSeq and is a predicted model, not a curated record. The transcript is spliced from 2 exons. NCBI's taxonomy places the organism in Eukaryota, Viridiplantae, Streptophyta, Magnoliopsida, Rosales, Rhamnaceae.